Molecule: messenger RNA, 4028 nt
Organism: Stegastes partitus (bicolor damselfish)
Lineage: Eukaryota; Metazoa; Chordata; Actinopteri; Pomacentridae
Gene: pxnb
Product: paxillin b
Exons: 14
Coding region: 134-3655 (1173 amino acids)
Biological process (GO): transforming growth factor beta receptor signaling pathway; endothelial cell migration; substrate adhesion-dependent cell spreading
Source: RefSeq, a predicted model, not a curated record
CGACAGCGAUCCUGACCAACUUCCAGGGCAGCAGCAGCGGUGGCGAAGUUUGAAGAGGAAAAUUCAGACUUCGUAAGCAGUCGAGGCGCUCUUCAAACAGAAAACUGACGCAGGCCACAAGCAGGCAGCCGCUAUGGAGGAUUUAGACGCGUUGCUGGCGGACCUGGAAUCUACUACAUCUCACAUCUCAAAACGACCUGUGUUCUUGCCUGAGGAGACCACUUACUCCAUCCCCACGGGAGGACACUCCUACCAAGAUGUGUCAGUUCCCCCUCCAGUUCCUCCUCCACCCUCAGCCGAGGCUCUGAACGGGUCUCUGAUAGAUCAGCCAGACUCCCACCACUCCUCACAGCAGUCAUUAGGUUCAGCCCAGAAGAGCUCAUGGUCCAGGGACGAUAGCAGUUCUCCAUUGUCUCACAUUGAAGAGGACCACGUCUACAGUUUUCCAAACAAACAGAAGACAUCAGACUCGUCAACGGCAGCCAUGACAUCUGCCCUGGGCAGUAACCUCUCAGAGCUCGACAGACUUCUGCUGGAACUUAAUGCAGUACAGCAGAGCUCCCCUUCAUUCCCCACUACAGAGGAGGCAGCUCCACCCUUACCAUCCUGCAGCAUCACCCACUAUGAGAACGGCAGCGCCCCUGACAUCCUAGUAAGCCCUCCCCCUCAGGAGAAACCUAAGAGGAAUGGAACAAGGUUGGAGGAGGCUCGACCCACUGUAGAGAGUCUGCUGGACGAGUUGGAGGGUUCGGUGCCAUCACCCAGCCCUUCCAGUCGCCACAGUGAUUUGGAUACGUCAUCUCAACAACAAGCUAGAAUGUCAGCUUCCUGUGCCACAAGAGAGCUUGAUGAGCUAAUGGCCUCUUUGUCUGACUUCAAGCCCAGUUCUUUGGGCUCUCUGCUAGACCCAGCAGGAGCACCCUUCAUCUCUCACCAUCCUCCAGUCUCUUCCUCCGUUACCCCAGUGGCUUCUCCUUCCCUUACUCUGUCCCACCCGUCUGCCUGUGCCUCUCCUCUCUUCUCUUUACCUGCUGGUUUAGAGCUGCACAUAGACGAGGAUGGAGGUGAUGGCGGCAUGUUGAUGCCCCAUCGGAGCCGUCUGCCUCCCCACAGUCCUACAUCCUCACUUUCUGCAGCCAGUGACCUAGAAAUAGACUCUGUCAUAGACGUCUCUGCCGCCAUGCUGUCAUCCCAAACCAGGUCUCUGCUAGUCCUCACUCAGUCCGCUUGCUCUAACUCCAACCUGAUGAGAAAUAGCUCAAGUCCCUCCAAUACCACCACCCCCUCACUGACCUCAGUAAACACUGUCCUAGACAACAAGUUCUCCAAGUCCCCGAGUCCAUCUAUGGAACGGGUCUCACCCUCAGCUGCUGUUGGUAAACUGUCUUGUGCUCCUGAGACUGUGAGCAAGGGGUCUGCUUGUUUUCAUGACUUUGAUUUUAAUUUCUCCACUUCACCUUCUUCAAAAAAUCUUACCCCUCCCCUCUCAGCUCCUUCGCCCAUCCCUGUCCCUGUCUCUAUAUCUCCACCUUCUGCACAUGCCUCCUCAAAAACAUCCUCGCCAUCUACAGCCUCUCCAUUGAUGGUCCCCUCUCCACUGGCCUUCACUAGCACCAGCAGACAACAGUUAGAGGCAGCGCCUGCUAUCCAGAGAGCCAGUCCCCUUUCUGUACAGCAACCCCCUGUAGUGGAGCCUUCCCUGGAUGAGGCACUAGACAAGCUGCUAGCAAUGGGUUUUGCACAAAAUCACAUGGAGGAACCACAGCUGAACAUGGAGGCACAGUGUCUAGGCAGUGGAAUGCAGGCGGUGCACGAGGAGCUCAUCCUGCCCAUGGACAGAAGUAGCAUGCAGCCAGACACUUUCACCAGCGCCACCAACACCAUCACAGACGACUCCGUGGACGGAGGCACCGAUGGGAAUGGAGAUUUGGACUGGGCUGACGAGGAGCUGUCCAUGUCCCUGCACGAUGGACUGGAUGGCACCAUGACGCCUUACACUGAGAGGCUGUACACAGAUGGCAGCAUGACCCCGCUGACAGAGGCCAGCUGGAUGGAUGAGUCCAUGACCCCGUCCUCAUGCCCCGGGACCCCUGACGUUGCCCUGGACCUGCCCCUGCUUCAGUCUCCCAAUAUAGACAGAGUCUCUGCAUCUGGACACAUCAAAUCAGUGAUCAGACGCACAAAGGAGACUCCCAAUGUGCACCCCAUGUACCGAGACGGUCAUCUCCGCAGGAAGAUGGGACCCAUUAUUGUAAACAAGAGCAACUCUCAGGACCGUCUCAUUGAGGAGCUCCAGGGUAAGCUUGGGAUCGGCCGCUCAGAGCGCCGGCGUAAACAGUCCGACGACUGGCUCACCGAGGGUGUCGUCAUCACGUCCAAACCUCAGCGUUUCCGUCCUGAAGGGGCCGGCAGUGAGGCCGACAAGAUCAUAAUUCCCCCAGAGUCGCCUGUCCCUGUGAGGAAGGUGCUCCCAUCUCCUUCUCCCCCCACCCCUCGUCGCCCCCCUGUGGUAGAAGAACCUAAGCGACCACUCCCUGUACAGCAUCCCCCUGUCCCAAUACCACCACCUCCUCCUCCACCUCCCUCUCCCCCUCCACAGCCCAUCCACGUUCAGGAACCAGUUCCAGCUGCACCUCCGCAGAUUAUAAAAGCCUCACCUGCACCUGCCCCAAUCCAUGAACCUCCUGCCCCCAAACCUGAGCCUCCUUCUCCUGUCCCAACCCGCCUACCACCAGUUGAGCCAGUUCCACCAGUUCCACCCAAAGUCCUGGUGUCUGUAGGCUGCCAAACAGAAUAUGACCCAAUCUUCCCUCCAAUGCAGAUUAUGGCCCAAGGGAAAGGUGGUGUUCCUGGUGGGGCCCCGACGCAGGUCAACAAGCUGGACAACAUGCUUGGUAGCCUGCAGUCUGACCUCAACAAACUGGGGGUGCAGACGGUAGCUAAAGGAGUUUGCGGUGCCUGCUGUAAGCCUAUUGUGGGACAGGUGGUGACUGCCAUGGGCCGCACAUGGCACCCUGAACACUUUGUGUGCACACACUGUCAAGAGGAGAUCGGCUCCAGGAACUUCUUUGAGCGUGAAGGGCAGCCCUACUGUGAGAAAGAUUACCAUAAUCUUUUCUCUCCAAGAUGCUACUACUGCAAUGGGCCCAUACUGGAUAAAGUUGUGACGGCGCUGGAUAAGACAUGGCAUCCUGAACACUUCUUCUGCGCUCAGUGUGGAUCCUUCUUUGGCCCAGAGGGUUUUCAUGAAAAGGAUGGAAAAGCCUUUUGCAGGAAAGAUUACUUUGAUAUGUUUGCACCGAAAUGUGGCGGCUGUGCCCGAGCCAUUCUGGAAAAUUACAUCUCAGCACUGAACUGUCUUUGGCAUCCUGAGUGUUUUGUUUGCAGGGAGUGCUUCACCCCGUUUGUGAAUGGCAGUUUCUUUGAGCACGAUGGCCAGCCCUACUGUGAAGUGCACUACCACGAGCGCCGCGGCUCGCUCUGCUCCGGCUGCCAGAAGCCCAUCACAGGACGCUGCAUCACAGCCAUGUCCAAGAAGUUCCACCCAGAGCAUUUUGUGUGCGCCUUCUGCCUGAAACAGCUCAACAAAGGCACCUUUAAAGAACAAAACGACAAACCGUACUGCCACGGCUGCUUCAUCAAGCUGUUCAGUUAGGGAGAACAUUUACCAGUACAACGUUUAGGUCAGGGCUUAGAUCCGUGUAUAAAGCAUUUUUAGCACAGGUAGCGUGAGAAUGGAUUUUGUUUGUAUCAAAGGAAGUUGUCUUCUCAUGAUCAGGUUGGAUGUUUGUAUGGGUCAGGUAUGUGCAUGUGAUUGAAGCAGCAGACUGCCUUCUCCCAGACUAAAUGUUUAUCACAUCUCGAAAUUUGGUCAAAUAUUUUUAUUUUUUUAGACUGGAGAACUUAAUGUUGAAGCUUUUAUGGAUUUCGAGUUGGUCAGUUAAUGUGACGCAGAAGUAUUCAGUAUUCAAACGACAUUGAAAAUGUUUUAGAACAUGAAAACAUGCCAUUGGGAUGUUUCUUCUAAA